Messenger RNA from Polychytrium aggregatum, 1252 nucleotides. Its product is annotated as ankyrin repeat-containing domain protein. The record is from RefSeq and is a predicted model, not a curated record. The transcript is spliced from 2 exons. Gene Ontology annotation, molecular function: protein binding. NCBI's taxonomy places the organism in Eukaryota, Fungi, Chytridiomycota, Chytridiomycetes, Polychytriales. The coding region runs from base 86 to 1102 and encodes 338 amino acids.
GGCCGCGUUGCGACGACGGCAUAUCGAUCGAUGGCGUGAUCAUCCAACAUACCAUCUGGCCAGAUGGACGACAGCGACAAGCAGAAUGCACUUGCGGGGAAGCCAUUUUGCUGCUGCCAGGGCAUCCGCCGUCGUCACAUGGACUAUUGGAUUGGGUCGAUCGAUGCCAAUCAACUGCGUCUGCCAUCCAUCGGCCGUCUUGGGGCAGUGCCAGGCAGCUGAGCCGGGCGGUGAGGCAGCCGGAGUGCACAAGUAUAUGCGGGCGAGAGGACGGCCGCUGUGGGACUCUCCCGCUCUCGAAGACAGCACCACCCGCAACGGAGCAAAGCCCGCAAUGCUGCACGACCUGCCUCCGGAAAUCGUCAUCCAGCUGCUGGCCCGGUUCACACGGCUGCGGGAUCUGUACAUGUUCUUGACGGUCUCCAAGCGCAUCCGCUCGCUCUACCACAGCGAAGUCCUCCGCAACAUCCGCCGGAUACUCUCGUCCCUCCCGCCUUCGACCCGAAGCCAGCUCUUGGUCUGGGGCGCCGAGAAGGGCAACCUCGGCUUCCUGCGGCACCUGCUUUCUUGUGACAUCCUUGUCGAUUCCCCUGUCAACUCCUUGGCCGACUCCUCACAGCUCAAGCAUCCAACCCUUCGAGGCGACAGCAAGCUCGGGGAGGAGCUCUCUGAGCAGAACCUGCCUGUCCCCACAGUCAAUGUCCACGAAAACGACGAUCAGGCACUCCGGAUUGCUGCCGAGAAUGGCCAUGUCGAUGUCGUCAGGUUCCUGCUCAAGAGCGGGGCGAACGUGAGAGCCUGUUUUGACCAUGCGCUUCGAUGGUCAGCAACCUUUGGCCACACCGAGGUGGUCAAGACCCUGCUGGACCACGGCGCCAACAUCCAUGCCUGCCAGGACUAUGCCCUGCGCUGGGCCUCGAGGUUUGGCCACUAUGAUACAGUCAUGGUCCUGCUCUCCAGGGGGGCUGAUCCCCGGGCCAAAGACUCUGAGGCCCUCCUCAACUCCAAAGAAGCUGGGCACUCCUCCAUCGCAAAGCUGCUGAUGCUCUAUGACCGGAGAGACGAGGCCGACGACAAUCGACCCGCCAUCGACGCCGAAUGACCUUGUAUAUUGCUUCAACAUGACGACUGUACCUGUGGAGACGGCGCAUGGUCGCAGCUCGUUGUCGAGAGGACCAGAGAUGGCAUCGAAUUGGCGAUAAGAGUGGUGCUCGGAUUGUGUGCGAAUGGUGAUCGUGCAGCUGUCGAUCGA